GAUCGCUGCGCUCCCUCUUUGCAGUCCUCGUCUUAUAGAUUGACAAUGGCCAGUGAAGCUCGAGGAAUGGAACGCUAGCGGUCGCUGUGCUCGCCCAGGCAUCGAUCGGUAUACUCACAUGUCCUCGGGGUCUUCUGCAAAACAAGCCGAUAAGCUUUCCAUAGAGAGCACAUCGUACGGUACUGGCCAUGGCUAGGAGAUCGGCAGUCAAUGUCAGUGGGGAGGACUUCUCCUUCGUUAGCCCUGUGGUCAAGUACCUGCUGUUCUUCUUUAACAUGCUCUUCUGGGUUAUAUCUCUAGUGAUGGUGGGAAUUGGAGUCUAUGCUAGGCUCUUGAAACAUGCUGAGGCUGCUAUGGCUUGUCUUGCGGUCGAUCCUGCUUUACUUCUUAUAGCAGUUGGUAUUUUGAUGUUCCUUAUUACCUUCUGUGGCUGUAUUGGAUCUCUACGAGAAAACAUCUGCCUCCUGCAAACUUUCUCAAUCUGCCUGACAAUAGUCUUCUUGCUGCAGCUGUCCGCGGGCAUUGUGGGUUUUGUCUUCUCCGACAAGGCUCGGGGGAAAGUCAGUGAAGUGCUUGGCAAUGCUAUUGUGCACUACAGGGAUGAUCUGGACUUGCAGAAUCUUAUAGACUUUGGCCAAAAAGAGUUUAAUUGCUGUGGAGGCAUCUCCUACAAAGACUGGUCUCAGAACAUAUACUUUAACUGUACAGCAGAAAACCGAAGCAGAGAACGUUGCUCGGUGCCCUUUUCCUGUUGCCUGCUUGGGGAAGAUGAGACUGUCAUAAAUACCAUGUGUGGAUAUGGCAUGCAGGAAUUAGACUAUUUGGAAGCAGGACAAUAUAUUCACACCAACGGCUGCAUUGACAAGCUGGUUAACUGGCUGCACACUAACCUUUUCUUGCUGGGUGGAGUGGCACUGGGACUGGCCAUUCCUCAGCUGGUUGGAAUUCUCCUUUCUCAGGUCUUGAUUAACCAGAUAAAAGACCAAAUAAAACUUCAGAGCUAUAACCAACAGCACCGGUCAGACCCUUGGUAUUGACAAAGGAACAAACAUGAGCGGGCAACACUGCUGUAAGCAAGAGCUACUCUUCCAGAAGCAGGCAGGAGCCACAAAGGAAUCUGUCACCGGAUUCCCAGCAAAAGGAGCUAGCUAACUCAGAACAAAGGCCUCACAAAAGGAUCUGGAACAGCCAAACUCUAGAAAUGACUGUUGCUUGUUUUGCCUGAAGUAUUAUGUAAUGUAUUUCAAGCACUUAAAUUUACAUUUGAAGGUCAACAUGCAAGAGCGCAAAGCCAGCAUGGCAUUAGAGAUGCUUUAUUAGCUGAGUUACUUUUUUCGUACAAGUGAUAUUUUGGGGUUAAAUAUUUGUAUAGUAAUGGUGGUCCCAGUACAGCAUUUGGAUUCGCUAAACAGGCAGAUCUAGAGGUAGACAAUCCUCCAGAUUAUCAUAUUGUAUCGGUACCAGUCAUUUUAAUCCCAGA
Messenger RNA from Nanorana parkeri, 1480 nucleotides. RefSeq names its product tetraspanin 33 (gene TSPAN33). Gene Ontology annotation, cellular component: membrane. The record is from RefSeq and is a predicted model, not a curated record. The transcript is spliced from 8 exons. Bases 189 to 1037 code for a protein of 282 amino acids. NCBI's taxonomy places the organism in Eukaryota, Metazoa, Chordata, Amphibia, Anura, Dicroglossidae.